UGAGAAAUCAGCAGCACACACACACACACACACACCCGGAGCAUUAACCAUGCUCACGAGAAUCUGAAAGAAAGACAGAGAAGUGAAGGAAGAAGGCAGAGGGAGGGGAAAAGGCAGGUUUAAUGAAUUCAGGCGAGAGGGGAGAGAUGGAGCGUCUGCUGAGGAUCCAGUGGCCGCUGCUGCUGCUGCCGCUGCAUGUAGCUGAGCGUUUGCAGUGAGGACGUCUCUGUGGCUCGCUGGGAACCAGACACCAGUCCUGCACAGCCACAACUCCGCGUCUGUGAGACACGGGCUGGAGGACUGCCUGAGCCGGCAGGGCAGAGACCGGGGAUGGUGGACGGUCUGGGCUGGGAUCAGCAGAGCCCACAGGUCAGCCCUGCUGGGAAACGUUUAUCCACUGAGUGAUGAGGAGUAAUUACACACCGAUGAAUCUGUGGACCUGCGCCUGACCGGACUUUAUUGUCCCUGCUGCAGUGAUACAAGGAACCUGAAGCCAACAUAUAUAAUUUUUUUAUACUUUUUGGGUUUUUUUACAUUUUGGUAAUCGAUGCCAACCUAAAAGGAUUCACCUUCAGCUUCAACCCCCAUCUGUAUAUACGACCCCCUGUAACUGUAAAACGACAGGGACGAUAUCAGAGAACUUCUCAUUUGUCUUUUUACCCAACUCGAUACGAGGAUAACCAUCACCCCUCCACCCCCAACCCAACACAGACACAGGGACUGGUGGCACUUGAUGUAGAGACCAUAAAGAGCUGCUUUCAGGAAGCAUGGGAGAAAUGAGCUGGGUGUCUCUGAGCCCGGCAGAGUUCAACCAGCUGCAGCAGUACACCGAGUACUCCACAAAGAAGCUGAAGGAUGUUCUGCAGGAGUUCCACAAAGGAGGAGUUCUUUCCAAAUACAAUCCAGCGCAGAUGCAAGAUGUUCUGAACCAACCCAUUGACUAUGAGGGCUUCCAGAUCUUCAUGGACACCUACCUGGAGAACAACAUUCCAGAGGAACUGUGUCAGCAUCUGUUCACCUCCUUCAAGAGCAAGACGGGGCGCUGCUCUCCGGACCAGCCUCAGGCGGGAUCCAGCUUACUGGACGCACGUUCCAUUGAUGCAGGCAUCUCAAUUCAGACUGAAGUGGCCUGUGCCCCCAUUACAGGGAUGAAUGGGAAAAGCAUCCUGUCUGCGAUGGGCCUACACACUUCGGAGCACUCCACUACGAAGAGCGCAGCGGGCUCUGGAGCCACUACGUCCUCCUCACAGCACUCAGGUACAGCAGUCAACACACCAGGGGGUCCCCAUCAAUCACAAGGAACGCAGGUCCAACCUUCAGCCGCCUCCAGCAACGCCCUGAUCCCCAAAGCUAGUUCUUCCAAAACUCCUGGAUCCCCAAACCUCCAGUCAGAGGAGAACAACUCUGAGAAGCAAGUUUCCCUGCAGAAGAGCCCGUCGCCUCAGAAAGACUCCCCACAGACGUCCCUUCAGGUGGUCUUUCUUAAGGACAUUGUCUGCUACCUUUCGCUGCUGGAAAGGGGGACGCCAGAGGACAAGCUGGAGUUCAUGUUCCGACUGUACGACACAGACGGCAACGGGCUCCUGGACAACUCAGAGCUGGAUCACAUCAUCAAUCAGAUGGUCCACGUGGCCGAGUAUCUGGAGUGGGAUUCAACAGAGCUACGGCCGAUACUGAAGGAGAUGAUGAACGAGAUCGAUCUUAACCAGGACGGGACGGUCACACUGGAGGAGUGGAUUAGAGGAGGCCUCACCACCAUCCCUUUACUGGUCCUGCUGGGAAUGGACGCGAACAUGCAGGAGGACGGGCAGCAUGUUUGGCGUCUGAAGCACUUCAACAAACCAGCCUUCUGUAACUACUGCCACACCGUGCUGCUGGGCGUCCGCAAGCAGGGCCUCUGCUGCUCCUCAUGCAAGUACACGGUGCACGAACGCUGUGUGUCCAAAAACAUCGAUGCCUGCAUCAGCACCUACGCUAAGUCCCGCAGGCACACCAAUGUUAUGCAGCAUGUUUGGAUAGAGGGGAACUGUCCGUUGAAGUGCGAGCGCUGUUACAGGAGCAUCAAGUGCUACCAGAGCCUGACAGGCCUGCACUGUGUCUGGUGUCAGGCCACGUACCAUAACAAGUGUGCGUCCCAUGUGAAGCCUGAGUGUGACGGAGGGAGCCUGAAGGACCACACCCUGCUGCCGUCAUACAUCUGUCCUGCGGUGCUGGAUCGUCAUUCCAUGGCGAAGCACCGGGAGAGCGACUCCACUCCCAACGCCAGCCCUGACGACGCCAGCAAGACAUUUAAGUUCCCUUCUGUAGACAGGCAGGCACUGCAGAUCACCCCUCUCCCAGGAACACACCCCCUCCUGGUCCUGGUCAACCCUAAGAGUGGAGGGAGGCAGGGGGAGCGUGUCCUCAGAAAGUUCAGGUACCUGCUAAACCCCAGACAGGUGUACACACUGGAGCACGGAGGCCCCAUGAACGGGCUCAACUUUUUCCAUGAUGUCCCAGAUUCCCGGGUGCUGGCCUGUGGAGGUGACGGUACGGUGGGCUGGAUCCUCGACUGCAUCGAUAAGGCUAACUUUACCAGACACCCUCCAGUGGCCAUCCUCCCUCUGGGCACAGGAAAUGACCUGGCACGAUGUUUACACUGGGGAGGAGGCUAUGACGGCAGCAGCUUGAUGAAAGUUCUGCGGGACAUCGAACACAGCACCGAGGUGGUACUGGACCGCUGGAACAUCGACAUCAUUCCUGAUGACAAGGAGGAGAAGGGCGACCCCGUCCCUUACAGCAUCAUCAACAACUACUUUUCUAUAGGAGUGGAUGCCUCCAUCGCCCACCGCUUUCAUCUGAUGAGAGAAAAACACCCAGAGAAGUUCAACAGCAGAAUGAAGAACAAGCUGUGGUACUUUGAGUUUGGCACCACUGAGACCAUAUCCGCCACCUGCAAGAAACUCAACGAAUGCAUAGAGUUGGAGUGUGACGGGAUCGUCCUGGACCUCAGCAAUACAUCCUUAGAGGGCAUCGCUAUUCUGAACAUUCCCAGCAUGCACGGUGGCUCCAACCUGUGGGGAGAGACGAAGAAGAGGAGGUCCUACAGCCGAAUGAGCAAGAAGGUUGCAGACAAGAUGCCCAGCAGCACCGUCACAAACCCUAAACAGCUCAAGUUCUGCGUUCAGGACUUCAGUGAUCAGCUCUUGGAGGUGGUGGGCCUGGAGGGGGCAAUAGAAAUGGGGCAGAUCUACACUGGGCUGAAGAGCGCGGGACGCAGACUGGCUCAGUGCACCAGCGUCACCAUCAGGACUUCUCGGCGGCUGCCCAUGCAGAUCGAUGGUGAGCCUUGGAUGCAGCCUCCCUGCACGGUCAUCAUCACGCACAAAAACCAGGUCCCCAUGUUGCUGUGCCCUUCCCAGAAGACCUCCUUCUUCUCCUUCAAGAAACGCAGCUACAGCCGCGAGUAGGACUCAAACACCCCGACUCAGAAACACACACACAUUUAAACGUUACAACUUCCUGCUGCCAAACAACAGCCGUGUUGCUGCCAGGUUGGAUUAUAGACGUGAGAAAUUCAUUUUUGUUCCUGAAGUUGGGCGGCCUUUAGACAUUUUAUUCUCGGAACCUACAGAGGUGACAACGGACGGAACCAACCAUCAUCCUGGAGUCCGAAAACAUCCUUUCCCUCAGCCACUUGAAAACCCGAGUCACACACCAAUACGACCCGGCCAGAUAAGUUCUGCUGCUCGGUCCAGACGGUCACAGGGGCAGGACACACAACCAUCCAUUAGAGACUGAAACACUACGACUGGGAGAGAGGAAGGGGGGGGCAGCCAGGUGAGAUCCUGGUCCUGGUUGAAGUACCCCUGUGAAUAAUGAAACAACGGCUGCUUGUAAGAGCACUUGUCUCCGGGUCUCCCCACAGACUCUCAUCAUGCCACAGCAAAGGAAAAGCCUCAUUCAUUAUUAACUGACUGCGCUUGCAGAUUGAUGGCGUCGUGGUGUAACAGUGGCCCAAAAAGGACAGAAGCAUGCAGGGACCUAGUAUCUGUAGUAUCACUGUCCUACAAAAAGAAACCCCUUAGAGCACUUUCCCCGGCUGUGCGGACGAUCCGGCGGAGGCUCCCGGCACGGAAAACGUCCACUACUGCUACGAUAUCAGUCUGGACUAAAAGUAGAUCAUAGAGACAAUGUGGUUCAGUCUUGCUUUCUGUUAGAAAAGUGAUGCAUGUGCUGUAACACUAAAUUCCUGAUUUCAGUAGAAUCAGCUCCUGUGCACAGUACAACACACUUCUAGUGAAGUCAAAAAGCCCUGAGGGCCACUUCUGACUUUUAUUAAUCUAGUUCAACAUCAACAGGUCAAACAAACCUGUGUGUCUAUUGCAGGGAGGGUCUCUGUCACUAGCUGCGUUCCAUUACAAAUGUGAGCAAAACUUUUGUCACUAUUCUGUUAAUGUUGGGGGGAAAAAAAACAUUUUGCAAUUGAGUUGUUUCCAUUAAAUAAGAAACGCAAUUAAGAUCACAAGUGAAUAAGUUUAUUCACGCAAUAAGUUGUUCAAAAACACGCCACGCCAUCAUCCUCCAACUACUUCCUGCCAUCUUCUUCUUUGUGGUUUUCACUAACAGCAAAAUCCUGUUGCUUGCAGUUUUGCAAAAUAUACUAAUUUUCAGACGGCCAAAGAAAAAAAAACAUUUCAUUCACCCUAAUGGCAAA
Xiphophorus maculatus (southern platyfish) is the source of this 4696-nucleotide messenger RNA. RefSeq names its product diacylglycerol kinase gamma (gene dgkg). Gene Ontology annotation, cellular component: plasma membrane. NCBI's taxonomy places the organism in Eukaryota, Metazoa, Chordata, Actinopteri, Cyprinodontiformes, Poeciliidae. Bases 768 to 3449 code for a protein of 893 amino acids. Gene Ontology annotation, molecular function: ATP-dependent diacylglycerol kinase activity; calcium ion binding. The transcript is spliced from 27 exons. The record is from RefSeq and is a predicted model, not a curated record. Gene Ontology annotation, biological process: lipid phosphorylation; intracellular signal transduction; diacylglycerol metabolic process.